CCACUUCAAGACAGAAAGGAGAAUGCCUUGUUCCCCUAGAACGGCGGUAUCAUGUUAAAUCCAGGCGGUAUGAUUGAUUUAAUGUUUUACGGACAAAUUUCUGGGUAGCUCCCCAAGUUUUUCGUCGUCCACAGUUUGGAGGAUACAAAUUCCACAUUACCUAUAAUGUUCCGCUCUUGUUCAGCAAUGAGAGAAAGAAGUUCGCUGUGAGAGAGAAAUGCAAAUCAGGUUAAUUGGGCUUGUUUUUCUCUACAUUGAUGGUCCUUCUUGGCUGAAGAAGAGAUGCUACUGCCAUAUGCUAAUUUUCAGCUGGCAGUUAGCUCCAUCCUUCCUAUAGAAGCUAGAUUGGAACUGCUACUAUUUCUGAGGAAGGUUCCGAAAUUCUACCUGCAAUACAUGUGCAAUGAUGUGAUCCUGUGUGUCCAGAAGUAAAGAAUAAAUCUGAAUCUCUGUAGAGUAGGUUUAAUCUAUUUAUAUGUUCUGCUCAUUGAUGGGAUCAUAUCUACCACAAGGAUGAGUAGGCAAGCUGCUAAUUCAAGUUUUGGGCUCAUUUUAUGGCAAUGCUGAACACCUUUGGUUGACAAUACCAUGGAUAUAUCUUGGUUGCAGAUUGAAUAUGCCAGAAUUCUUGAAGGGUACACAUGGAAGGAGAAUUCCAUAGGUCUUUCUGGCAUGUUUUCAGAAGUUCAUAUUCAACAAGGCAGUUGAAUAUUUUAUGGAUUGAUACCAAAUUGUCAUAGUGGGUUCUGGUUAUCUUUGACAAGGAAAUUUAUAAUCUCAACAACGGAUUGAUCAGAUUUUAUAUUAGUUGGGCACUUUUUUGGAUUUUCGUCCCGUCUUGUCAACACCUUAAUGACUGAAGCUUGAGCGUGUUAUAAACGAAAGAUGGCAUUAUUACCAAAGUUGCGUUGCAUCACUGUAGAUGUCACUGGCACAUUGAUAGCUUAUAAAGGGGAUCUUGGAGAUUACUAUUGUUUGGCUGCAAAAUCUGUGGGCUUGCCUUGCCCCGAUUAUCAGCGUAUGCAUGCAGGUUUCAAAGUAGCAUAUACUAAUAUGGCAAAACAGUAUCCAUGUUUUGGACAUGCUGCAAAGAUGCCUAACAUAACGUGGUGGAAAACAUGUGUUAAAGAUUCUUUUGAGAAGGCUGGGUAUAAAUAUGAUGGCGAAACUUUUGAGAAGGUGUUUAAACGCAUCUAUGCUGUUUUUGGUUCUUCUGCACCCUACACUUGUUUCUCAGAUUCACAGCCCUUCUUGAGAUGGGCUCGCGAGAAAGGACUUCUUGUGGGGAUUGUGAGCAAUGCAGAAUAUCGUUAUAAGGAUGUCAUCCUUCCCGCCCUCGGCAUUAAUCAGGGGUCAGAGUGGGACUUUGGGGUGUUCUCUGGUCUUGAGGGUGUGGAAAAGCCUAACCCCAGAAUCUAUGAGAUAGCCCUCGAAAAGACUGGCAACAUUCCUGCAAAUCAAGUAAUGCAUAUAGGUGAUAGCAUGCGCAAAGAUUACGUACCAGCCACAAGCAUAGGGAUGCAUGGCUUGCUCUUGGACAGAUUUAACACGCCCGACGCACCCUCUUGGAGGAAAAGUGGGGCACCAGUAUUGCCUGAUUUGCAUUCUGCAAAGGAUUGGAUUCAACAAAACUUUUCUAUUCAAUGAUUUCACAAGGAAGCCUUAGCUGAAUGGACUGUAGGUUUGCAAUUUCCUUUUAUUAAAAGAAAUUACAAGUGUUUUCUAACACUUUCACCCAGUUUUUCAAUUUCGGAUGAUAAGAUCAAGUAAAAUUUUGAUUUAUUUACCACCAUUAUGGAUAAUAUUCCAAAAUCAGAUAAAUUACAGCAUUCUUAUCAUUUCGUUAGAAAUUUAUAAUCGCAACCUUCUUGUCA
Messenger RNA from Cryptomeria japonica (Japanese cedar), 1874 nucleotides. RefSeq lists its product as uncharacterized. The transcript has 5 exons. The record is from RefSeq and is a predicted model, not a curated record. Bases 886 to 1647 code for a protein of 253 amino acids. NCBI's taxonomy places the organism in Eukaryota, Viridiplantae, Streptophyta, Pinopsida, Cupressales, Cupressaceae.